Molecule: messenger RNA, 3962 nt
Organism: Diatraea saccharalis (sugarcane borer)
Lineage: Eukaryota; Metazoa; Arthropoda; Insecta; Lepidoptera; Crambidae
Source: the annotation of a GenBank genome assembly
AUGAAAUAUGAGAUUCGUUGUACAUAUCAGCUUUUUUGCGAGAGGCGAACGCCGCAACAGGCGAGCGGCGGUAGUCCGGGCCUCCCCCAUAUGUUAGCCAUGGACGUCACCAAGGAGGCGCGCGCGUCACCCUUGCCGGCGUCUGCGCAGCAACCGUCAGCGUCCUCGGCGCAACCACCACAACCUCAGAUAUGCGCUGGAUGCAGUAAAGUAAUAACGGAGCGGUACCUUCUGAAGGCUCUGGACCAGCUAUGGCAUGAGGAUUGUCUUAAAUGUGGCUGCUGCGACUGUCGCCUCGGUGAGGUUGGCCACACGCUCUACACUCGAGCUAAUCUCAUAUUGUGCAAACGAGAUUAUUUGAGAUUUUGCGUAGGCGAUCGUUUCUACCUUUGCGAAAAUAAGAUACUCUGCGAAUAUGAUUACGAGGAGCGGCUCGUCUUCGCUAACAUGGCUUACAACCCUCCGCCGCUUGCGCACUUGAAACGGCAGACUACCCAUCUACCUCCACCACCGACGAGCAACGCGAUGGGCGCCAUGAUAAAUGGUUCAAGUCGUGCUGGCGAUUUGAACAACAAUAUGUCAGGUGCAUCGCCGGCCCCGUUUGCACCGCCUCCGCACCUCAAGCCCCUUGGCCUGUCCGCGUCCAGCUGAGACUACCGCGUCUGAGAUUCGGCCCAUCCGUACGCAAAGUACCAAAACUAGACGCGUGUGCUAUGCCGUGGACGCUUACAGUGACGGUAGUGUAGGAGACACGAUACGCUAACUCGGAUUAUACGUGGACUUAUCGGACAUGCUACUUGCUAAGUGUAGUUAAUAAAUGCAAAGUAAAUGCCAAACUGUAGUUAGUUCACAUUGAUUGUUAUUAUACGUAAUAUAGUUAAUCCACGUGUUCUGAUUCAUUUUAAGACAACUUAUAUAGGAAUUUGUGGUUCGCAUUCAGACUUGUUUAACACGAACUGUUGACUUGUUACACUGGUUUGUCUGCAUUUAUUAUAUUAGUUUCAUAGACCUUAUAAUUUGAUCUCAGACAGGAAAUUUGAUAAUAUAAGAGUAAAGGUGUGACGAUUGCUACCUAGUAAUAUAAUAUUACUGGUUGAUUGAUACAGAUAGAAGGUCGAAAGUGUAUCUAUUAAUUCGAUAAUGAAAUAGGUCUUUGGCUCUUUGCACGUGAAUAUAAACUCACUCUCGUUCACUGUUUUUAAAGUGCGCGUUAAGGUAAAUUCACAUUGUAAAGACAGUAUCGGGCUCGAUAAUGGAGUCCUAUGCUAGCGGGUUAUAAGACUGGUUGUAGUUUCUCAUUCGCAAUAUCAGACUCCAAUAGGAGUGUAUUAUUAAAAACAAAAGAACAUGGAUGUUAUUGUACAUAUGAAUUUUGAAUUAAAUCUAGUUGUAGUACAAGGCGAUUCUUAUUAAAUUUAAGAAAUGUCACUUUAAAUAUAUUUCCCAAAAUAAAAUUUGGAUUUUAGUUACAAAGGUCAUUGAAAGAUUAAAAUAUAUUUUUAGUGACGAGAUUUGAUGGAAUAGAAUGAUAUUCUUUCAUGUUAAUUAUUAUUUGGCUUAGCCGAUUUGGAGAAUUAAGUACCUAUUUUCAGAAUUCUCUCUUUGUUAUUUGGUUUUGAACUUAUGAUGUAUAUUUAUUGUUAAGUUUACUGUAAACAUUGUUGUAAUGUUUUGUAUUAUUUAUGUAAAUAAAAUUCUCUCUGUAAGUAGAAUAUUUGUAACUAAUAAAUAUCAGUGUAUUUGAUUCAAAUAGUAAAAUGUGAAUAUACUUAAGUAUUUCCUAAAGUAUAUGACUCGGAAUAGUUCAAACUACAUAGUUUCUUGUACGAUUUUAAUUGAUUUUCUAUAAUUUGAAAUAGUUACAGUUUCCAACUAUUUAUUGACACGCCUUGUCCCUAUAUUUGAUUAAUAUUUGAACGUGUUAAGAAAAUUUCAAUAAAAAUGAUAGGUACUAUAUGUACUUUAUACGCCACGACUUUCUUUCGUUUAUUAAAAUAAUUAAAACACUUUUCUAUUUGGGAACUGUACUUUGUAUCAAUGAGACCUCUUAUUUUCAUUUUGUAAUAUUUAUCAGAAUAGUUCAAUUCACAUUUAAGAAAAAACAGUGCAAUGUUAUAGAAAAUGAGCAGCUAAUACAAAACAGAGGACUACCUACUAUCGUUAAAUAAAACCACUAUCUAUAUUUUAAGAAUUCAAUUAACAUGGUCAUGAUGUAAUAGUAUGGAUUCAUCUUUUUAUUUGUACGAAUAAGAAAAAAAGAAUAAUGUCUAUGUUUUCAACUUUAUAUAAUUAUCUAAUGUGGUACGAUUUUAAUACACAGUCUUACUAUUUAGAAAAAAAUCAGCAAUUCUCUUCUAUCGAAAAACAUUCUCGAAAUCCUCAUCGAGUGCAGUGCUAGCACUCUAUGGGGCUUCAAUUAAAUAAAAACUUAAUUACCUUAUGAAAUAGGUUUUAUUUGAUUAAACUUCUAUUAAACUAACGAAGCACUAUCGUAGCAUACUACGAGUGACAGCGUUAACCACGAAUAAAACCUUUAUUAUCCUUUAAAGUCCUUUUAAAGUUUAUUACAGAAUACCAAAAAUAAACGGUAUAAAAUAACGUUUUUUAGAAAUUAAUAAAGUUUAUUUAAAGUAAUAAAAAUUUGUAUGAUAUGAAUGUGGUCCUCAUUAUACUUUAAAUCUUAUUGUUUUUUUUAAUCCAUUUAUGAUGUUAUUUCAAAUCGAAAAUAUUAUCAAUUGUCAUUUUUAUGUAUUUUUAUCUUACAUCCUUAUGUGCACAACUGUAGUAAAUACACAUUUAUGUAGAAUAAAAUAAAUGUGUCUGGUUCUUUUCAAACCAAUGAUAACGACCAAAGAUGUAGCUCAUUAAAGCCUUAUCCAAAACUAAAAUGAAUUUUAUUUCUGCAUCCUUGAAUUGUAUUUUUUAAGUAAUAAUUACAGAUGAUAUCGCUGAUACCAUCUGUAAGAGAGAGCUAAAAAAAUAAAGUCCAGAUUAAAAUGAUAACAUAUCGUAAUUUAUAAGCACUUACAAAUAAAUCAAUAAUUCAUAAGGUUUUAAGAAGAGGUAAUUUCCAAGGUAAAUUUAAACACUAAGUUUUAGGAGACGGUACUCCCAUAGAACGACUUUAAAUUUAUUCUUGGCAUUGGAUAUUAUUUGAUACGUGAACUUCUAAAAUCUUUUAUGGUCUGAAUAUGUAAUUAUAAAAAAACUUACCACGUUUAUUUAUAAUUUCAUAUGGUAGAAAACAUUUUUAAACCACAUAAAAAAUAUACAACUGAAUUAAAACUACUGAAUCGUUAGGAGUACGCAUUUUCACGAACCGUUCACCUACGCCUAAACAACGCUAGGUUAUAAAACUUCAAUAAUAGAAAACAUUGAUCAAAUUAAUAACAAAAUGGUAAACGUAAUUUGUUUUGAGUGUAAUUUAUUUUUGCAAAAAUAUUAAAUCAAUCACUGCCAGAUAGCCAUAAUAAAUUCUACUCGCAUAAUACGUCUCAAAUACGAGACAUUGAUUCGUCUGUUCAGCUUAUAUGUUAAAUUGUGUCUCUAAAUUAUAUUUUUACUGAUAUUUAUGAUUUAUAUUUUAUUAGACGACUUGAUUAACGUAGUCGCAAUAAAACACCAUCUCGAUAACUUUUACACUUCCCAUAAUCACAGUAGUAUCAAAAUAUGUCAGAUAAUUGUUGUUUAUGUGGUGUUACACUUAUAUACUUAAUAACAAUUACACUUAAUUUUAAAAUUGAGUAGCAUCUGUGAUCAUCCGGUGAUGACAUAAUCAUCAUCACUUCAGCCGAGAGACGCCCACUGCUGGGCAUAGGCCUCCCCCAAAGAUCUCCAAUGUCCUGUGCCUCCCGCAUCCAGCGGCUUCCCGCGACCUUCACUAGAUCGUCGGUCCACCUUGUGGGUGGCCUGCCAAGAAGACGAUUUUCAAUACUUCUCUAUGGACUGUUAAAAGUAAUUGC